AACGCAAGUGUAAGACCAGAAAAACCAUAACAAAUAAGUAAAGAGAAAAUGGCUCGAGUCUCCUCUCUUCUCUCCUUUGCCUUUACACUUUUGAUCUUUCUCCACGGCUACACUGCUCAGCAGUUUCCAAACGAGUGCCAGCUCGACCAGCUCAAUGCGAUCGAGCCAUCACACGUACUUAAGGCCGAGGCUGGUCGCAUAGAGGUGUGGGACCACCACGCUCCUCAGCUACGUUGCUCUGGUGUCUCCUUCGUACGUUACGUCAUCGAGUCUAAGGGUCUCUACUUGCCCUCUUUCCUUAACACCGCGAAGCUAUCCUUCGUGGCUAAAGGACGAGGUCUUAUGGGAAGAGUGAUCCCUGGUUGCGCUGAGACAUUCCAGGACUCAUCAGUAUUCCAACCAGGCCAGCAGGGACAGGGCCAGCAGGGACGAGGCCAGCAGGGACGGGGCCAGCAGGGACAGGGACAGGAGCAGGAACAGGAGCAGGGACCAGAACAAAGGCAAAGCUUCUCUGAUAUGCACCAGAAAGUGGAGCACAUAAGGAGCGGGGACACAAUCGCAACCCCAUCAGGUGUAGCACAAUGGUUCUACAACGAUGGAAACCAACCACUUGUCAUCGUUUCCGUCCUUGAUUUAGCAAACCACCAGAACCAGCUUGACCGCAACCCAAGGCCAUUUUACUUAGCUGGAAACAACCCACAAGGCCAAGCCUGGCUAAAAGGACGUGAGCAACAGCCACAAAACAACAUCUUUAAUGGCUUUCCACCAGAGGUUAUUGCUAAAGCUUUCAAAAUCAAUGUUCAGACAGCACAACAACUUCAGAACCAGGAAGACAACCGUGGAAACAUUGUCUUUGUCAAAGGCGAAUUCGGUGUCAUUAGGCCACCUUUGAGGGGGCAGAGACCACAGGAGGAAGAAGCAGUAGGUAACGGUUUAGAGGAGACCAUAUGCAGCGCGAGGAGCACCGAUAACCUCGAUGACCCGUCCAAUGCUGACGUGUACAAGCCACAGCUCGGUUACAUCAGCACUCUUAACAGUUAUGAUCUCCCUAUCCUUCGCUUCCUUCGUCUCUCAGCACUCCGUGGAUCUAUCCGUCAAAACGCAAUGGUGCUUCCACAGUGGAACGCAAACGCCAAUGCGAUUCUCUACGUGACAGAUGGGGAAGCCCAAGUGCAGGUGGUUAACGACAACGGUGAAAGAGUGUUCGACGGACAAGUCUCUCAAGGACAGCUACUUGCCAUUCCACAAGGUUUCGCCGUGAUGAAACGUGCAACAAGCGACCAGUUCCGGUGGGUUGAGUUCAAGACAAACGCAAACGCACAAAUUAACACUCUUGCGGGCAGAAUCUCAAUCAUGGCAGGUCUACCACUAGAGGUCAUAAGCAAUGGGUACCAAAUCUCGCCCCAAGAAGCAAGGAAGGUUAAGUUCAACACGCUUGAGACCACUUUGACUCACGCUAGUGGCCCAGCUAGCUAUGGGAGGCCAAGGAAGGCUUGAUGCUUGAAAGUUUAAAACGGCGAUGUUUAACUAUGAGCCUCUACUGUAAAACGAAGUCAAAUAGUAGUAAUAAUAAUAAUACGAAAAUGUAACUGGUUUUGUUGAGGUUUCUUGUAAAAUGUAACUCCUUUUCUGAAUAAGACCAUCAAGUUCAUAAAAA
Eutrema salsugineum is the source of this 1657-nucleotide messenger RNA. RefSeq names its product cruciferin BnC1. The record is from RefSeq and is a predicted model, not a curated record. NCBI's taxonomy places the organism in Eukaryota, Viridiplantae, Streptophyta, Magnoliopsida, Brassicales, Brassicaceae. Gene Ontology annotation, molecular function: nutrient reservoir activity. The transcript has 5 exons. Bases 49 to 1497 code for a protein of 482 amino acids.